Messenger RNA from Dermacentor andersoni, 4697 nucleotides. Lineage: Eukaryota; Metazoa; Arthropoda; Arachnida; Ixodida; Ixodidae. The record is from RefSeq and is a predicted model, not a curated record.
UUAACGCGCAUCACGUGAGCUGGGGCUCUACCAAGGCGAACGUUCGGGGGAAGAACCUGAUGGGCGCGGCCGGCGCGGCGGGCCUCGCCGUCAUCAACAGCGGUCAGCCCACCUUCGUCCGUCGCGGCGGGAGCGCCACAGUGAUCGACCUAACGCUAGUUUCGGAGCGCUGCUCAUACGAGUGGCAGCGUGCACCGGACACCGCGGGAUCCGAUCACUAUCCCAUCUCGCUCUCCCCUGUGCGGCCGAGUCGCGGCGCCACGCGUGUUUACACGGUCGUGCGUUGGCCCAAGUUCCGCGAAUUCUGUGCAGAAACACCGCGCGGCGACGAUUUCUUCGCGCACAUCGCAGAGUGCGCGAAUCGUGCUUCGUCGCGUGUUGCGGUACCCGCCGGCAGCCCUUGCCCAGACAUCAAGCUCCUCAAUGUGCGCGCCGCCCGCCGCCGCGCUCAGCGGAGAGCAAUCCGUAGCGGACGCAUGUCGGACUGGACGCUGUACAACCGCUUGGACGCGGUGUGCCGACGACACGCCUGUCAACUUCGCCGCCGAUCAUGGGCCCGCCUCUGCUCAUCACUCGCUGAGCCGAGCAACGAGCGCCGUGGAUGGCGAGUCCUCCGUGCCCUGCUGAACCCGAAGACACCGCGGUUCCCCGUGCAGGCCAUUGCCAUUGCGCGAGGGAUCAGCGAGCUGGAGCUCGCCGAGAUUCUGGCGGACGUUUUUGCUGCCUCCGCGCCGGCUUCCAGUGCGCCCACGGUUGUGUUGCGGGCGCUGUACGCUGCGGUGUUCGUGCGGGGCGAAGCUCACUCAAACCACGCGGAGGCAAUAACAAGCCUGUGCGAGAGUGACUUCACUCAUCACGAGCUGCAGCGAGCCCUAUCGCGCGGCCGGCGGUGCCGCAGCGCGCCUGGGGCGGACGGGAUCACGCGGAAGAUGUUGCGGAACCUGGACGAGCCGCAACGCCGCCUCCUGCUCGACGCGUACAACGACGUCCUGCACAGCGGCUCCCUCCCGGAUUCGUGGCGCCAUGCAGUUGUGGUCCCGGUGCUGAAACGUGGCAAGCCACCUCAUAGCCCUGCCUCAUACCGGCCCAUCUCCCUCACGUCUAUACCAGGGAAGACGAUGGAGGCGAUGGCUCUGUCUCGCCUGCAGUGGAUUGCGGAUGCCCGCGGUGCUCUGCCUCCCGAGCAGUGUGGCUUCCGCGCUCACCGCUCCACGGCGGACUGUAUUGCUGUCGUCGUCGGCACCCUCGAGCAAGCCAGGCUGCAGAGGCAGGCCGCCUUCUUGCUGCUCCUCGACAUCCAGAGUGCGUUCGACUGCCUGCCUCACGACACCAUCCUCUCGUCCGUGCGGGCUCUCGGCGUGGAGGGCAGGCUGCUCGCGUACAUCGAGGCCUUCCUUGCUGGCAGAACAGCUGCUGUCCGUGUCGGGGGGACGGUCGGCUCGCCCCGCCCUGUGAACUGCGGUGUGCCACAGGGAAGCGUGUUGAGCCCGUUUCUGUUCAACCUUGCACUCGCGCCCAUCAUCGAGUGCAUUCCCAAAACGGGCCGCUUCCCUGUGCGCGCUGUGCUCUACGCGGACGACAUCGCGCUCUUCGUGCGCGGGCCGCCCUCUGCGACGGCCGCGAUGCGCAACCAGCUUCAGGCGGCGCUUGACAUCGUCGCGAACUUUCUGCGCGCCAUCGGAUUGCGGCUGUCGUCGACGAAGUCCGAGGCCAUCCUCAUCCACCCCCGGAGUGUUCGCCGGCACACCGGCUGCAUACUCGUCGACGGAGUGCCCCUGCCCUGGCGCCUGACAGUGCGGUACCUGGGGCUCACGAUCGACAGCCGCCUCUCGUGGCUCGCCGCCGUGAGCCGGCUACGAGCGGAGAUGCGCCGAGUGGAGAGUGCGGUGCGCGCCCUUCUCGCCCGCGGAGACGGCUGCCCCUCGUCGUUCGCGGCGGCGCUCUACUCAGCGGUAGCGCUCCCCAAAGUGUUGUACGCGCUGCCCCUGUGCCGUGUCAGUGCCCGGCUGUGGAAACUCAUUGACGGUGACCAUCGUCGAGUGCUGCGAAUGUGCCACGGUCUCCCUCGCUCGUCGCGGAUCGCGGAGACGCUCGCCGAGACUGGUGCGUGGCCUGUCUCCCUGACGGCUGACCUGCGUGCUCUCGGCCACCUCGAGCGCCUCUCCCGUGCCCCAGACGCCGGCCCCAUCCUGUUCCUACUCCGUUCCCUACGCCAGUCUCGUGUGGGAACAGUGUGCGAGCUGUUUGACAGCCUCGUGGUUGACACACCGCCCGUACCGCCGUCCUGGCCACCGCCUCAUCAGCGCGCACCACUUCACGUGCGUCUCGGCCUCCCGGGCGUCCGCUCCAAACAUCGCACGCCUCUCUGCGCCGUACAGCAGGAGGCUGCUGCCAGGAUCGAGGACGACCUGGGAGGGAGGACGCAUCUGUAUGCUGAUGGCUCCGUCCUCGUCGACGGCUCGGCGGCUGCCGCCUGUGUUGCUCCGGACCUUGGCAUCUCUAGGCAGUGCCGGCUCUCCUACCGCGCCUCCUCCACCACGGCGGAGCUCGCAGGACUGCACCUUGCUGCGGACAUCCUCGAGGAGUCGCCGCACAUCACCAGCGCGGCGAUUCUCUGCGACUCGAGGGCCGCGCUGCAGCAGCUGCUACUAGACGAGCGCGGGCCGCCCCUUGCACAGCGCCUCGCCUGCCGUCUGCACGCACUUCAGUCGAGCUGCGACCUACGCCUGCAGUGGAUACCAUCGCACGUCGGCGUCGCGGGGAACGAGACGGCGGACCAGCUGGCCAGACGCGCGCACAACCCAUCCACCGCGCUCACAGCUCGGGUGAGCUCAAUCGACACAGCGCGCCUCCUCUUCAGACGGGAGCUGGUGCUUCGCCAUCCCGACGACCGAGUUGCAGAGGGGCGACCGCCGUGCCAUCUCCCGCAGACUGGAUUCACUAGGCGCGAGCGCGCCUUCCUUCUCGCCCUCAGGACCGGUUCUGUGUGGCCCGCCGAGCGGCGGCAUCGGCUGCGCGGAGCCCCCUCUCCCCUAUGCGGCGACUGCGGCGCGAUCGAGACACUGCAGCAUUUGAUAUCCCCCGAAGUGCCCUUGGUGCCUCCCGCGGACGGCUCUCCAGCAGGCGAGGAGCCCCACGUUUCGGUCCCGCUGCCUUCCUCUGACGAUAUGGACUUGACCAGCUCCCGAAAACGCGCUCGCGAAACGGAGAGCGACGACGAUGAGGACGCCAUGCGUCGAAAGCAGCCGCUGAGCGCUCCAGCCAGCUCGGAGCAGCAAGCUGCAGCCAGCACCCACGUGGAGAAAGGCGACCAGGGCAGCGCCAUUUUGCUCACCACCUGCGCAACAGCUGCCAGCCCCUCCCGUCCGGCCGCCCAAGAGGGAGCCCCUGCGGAAAGCGCGAGCGCCAUCUCUCGGCACCCCGCCGAGUUAGACGCCGCCUCCUUCGAGCCCCCUCCGAGCGAGGGCGCGCCCGACUCCUCCCUCGGAGCGUCGUCUGCUCCGGAGGGCGGCGCGCGCCCGGCAGCGUCGUCUGCUAGUGAGCCAGCUGGGAACCAAAGCGCCACCGACGCUAUGGAGCUUACGGACGAAGCUCCCGCUGGUGCCUCACAGCAGAACCGCGAACACCCAGCGGCGCAAUUCCUCAAGGGCCCGCCACGCCAGCCUGCCUCGCGGCCGAAGCCCAAGGGGAAGAACCAGCAGCGCAAGCACAGGAAAGAACCUGCUGCUCUAUCACCUUCGCCAGCUGUUCCUGCGGCCACUCCCAACAUGCCUGUGGCGUCACUGCAGGGUGCGGCGCCACCUGCCCGCGAGCUGAACGCAGACGGCUUCACCCUGGUGCGGUCGAGGGGCGAUCGGCGACGUGCCCAGGCACUCGAGACUGCAGCGAUCCCGGUGGACCCUGCGGUCAUCGGUACGGUGCUUUUCCGUCCCUCGGCGCCCGGCGGAGCCUUCAAGGGAGCCCCGCGCCUCGAACUCGCGGCGACCCUCUCAUCGCGGGCUGGUGUUGCUGCGGUGCGCGUCAACCACAGGCGCAACAUCGUGGCCGCGGACACCACCACCCGGGAAUGCCAGGAGGAGCUGCUGGCGAUUACCGAGCUCCGUGGAAUCUCGGUGACUGCCAGACUGCCGGCCGUGCGCGGCCAGAGCACCGGAACGCCUGAGCCUUUUCAAGCUUGGCUUCAGGGUGAGGCCGGCCAGGCCCCGCCCGGUGCAGUGCCGCCAGUGCGGCCGCUUCGGGCACGUGCUGGAAUCCUGCAGCUGGCCGUCCGACUGCAUUUCCUGCGGCAGGAGCCAUACGAAGGACGCCUCCUGCCAGACGGUUCGCUGCAGGAACUGCGGCGGCCCCCACAGGGCCGACACUCCCGCCUGCCCCAAAUGGCAAGAAGAACGCCAGGUGGCCACGAUUAUGGCUUCAUCCACCGCAGCACUAUCAAGGCGUGCCGUCAGGGCAGCGGUCCGGAGGAGCAGCAGCCAUCAACCUCGGCGCGGUCGUAUGCGAGCGCGCUGAAGGGCCCCAGUCCCGCUCCCAAGCGUCCAGUACCAGCCCCUCGAGCCCCCCGCCGCCAGGAGACACAGAAUCCUGCCCCCCCUGGCCAGACUACAGUGGAUCAGCUGGUAGCAAACCUGCUGGUCACCAUGCAAGCAGUCGGCGCUAUGCUACCAGCUGACCACCCACUCCGGACCAUCUGCCUGUAG